This is a messenger RNA of Bombina bombina (fire-bellied toad), 1671 nucleotides long. It is a transcript of the gene SLC25A46, whose product is annotated as solute carrier family 25 member 46. The record is from RefSeq and is a predicted model, not a curated record. The coding region runs from base 88 to 1323 and encodes 411 amino acids. Gene Ontology annotation, biological process: mitochondrial fission; mitochondrial membrane fission; axon development. Lineage: Eukaryota; Metazoa; Chordata; Amphibia; Anura; Bombinatoridae. The transcript is spliced from 8 exons. Gene Ontology annotation, cellular component: mitochondrial outer membrane.
UGCCCCCUUUGCUCCGGAAGACUUGUAGUGGGUCACUUGUUGGUGUGACGUCAUCAGCUGGCUAUAACGCAGUGGGCAUUGGGCAGCAUGCAGCCCCGGCGGCCCGAUGGUUUUGAUGGACUGGGAUACAGAGGAUCGGCAUGGGGACCUGGUCGAGGGGAUGAGGCACCUCCGCCCUAUCAGUACGGCUUCCCCACAAGGUCAUUCAAUUCCUCCGGUGACCUGUCACAGCAAUGGGUGACAACACCUCCAGACAUACCUGGAAGCCGCAAUCUGCACUGGGGGGAGAAAACCCCGCAAUACGGAGAAAGCAACCCUGCACCGCCUGGUCUGGGGGAGGAGAGCAGCGGAGGCGGUGAACAGCUAAAUAGAUUUGCUGGAUUUGGCAUUGGACUUGCAAGUCUAUUUACAGAAAAUGUUCUGGCUCAUCCGUGCAUUGUCCUGCGACGCCAGUGCCAGGUUAACUAUCAUGCAAGAGAUUACCACGUAUCUCCCUUUAGCAUUGUCAAUAUUAUGUAUAACUUCACUAAAACCCAGGGACCAAGGGCACUUUGGAAAGGAAUGGGAAGCACUUUUAUUGUUCAGGGUAUAACCCUUGGAGCAGAAGGUAUCAUCAGUGAAUUCACUCCUCUGCCACGAGAACUUACUCAUAAGUGGAGUCCCAAGCAAAUUGGAGGACACAUUCUUCUUAAAGGAUUGGUUUGUGCAAUAGCUACUCCUUUUUAUUCAGCAAGUCUUAUAGAAACUGUACAGAGUGAAAUUGUUCGCGAUAAUCCAGGAGUUUUGGAUUGCAUAAAAGAAGGCAUUGGCCGAGUUAUGCGCCUCGGUGUUCCUCACAGCAAACGAUUGCUGCCACUUCUCGUUAUUAUGUUUCCUACUGUUCUGCAUGGUGUUUUGCAUUACAUCAUCAGCACCAUUGUGCAGAAGUGUGUAUUGUUCAUUCUUAAAAAGAAGAAUCCUCCUCGAAACUCCGAUUUAAAUGGAGCUCAAAGCAUUUUAGAAGAGUAUUUCCCAGAACUUAUUGCAAACUUUGCAGCUAGCCUUUGUGCUGAUGUCAUUCUAUAUCCUCUAGAGACUGUUUUGCAUCGGCUUCACAUUCAAGGGACACGUACGAUUAUAGACAAUACUGAUCUUGGCCAUGAAGUUGUCCCAAUUAACACCCAAUAUGAGGGCAUGAAAGACUGCAUAAAUACUAUAAAACUGGAAGAAGGUACACUGGGCUUUUACAAAGGUUUUGGAGCAGUGGUUGUACAGUAUGCACUUCAUGCAGCAGUCCUACAAAUUACAAAAAUUAUUUAUUCAUCUAUAUUGCAAAAUGUCUGAUCAGAAAUCCAAAUGAAGCUGCAUGACUGACUAGCAGAAAUGUGAGAAUAGACAAAGGAAUCAUGUUUUUCUUUUUAAAUAACCAUUCAUACAGCUAUUUACAGAUAUUAAGAAUGAAAAAAAUGGGUGUUCUCCAUCUUAAGGUAAAUGUCCUGAUAAAGCUUUUAAAUGAAUCCAUCAUUAAAACAUUAUUUGUACAUAACUGCUAAAGUUUAUGCAGUGCUAAAACAAUGUGUCUGUCAUUUGUUUUUACAUAGGUGAGAUAUUUAACCGUGGAUGUGAAAAGUAUACUUAUUUUUUACAAACAAAAAUAAUAAUAAUAAAAAAAACAAGCUAAGUGAACAUUUA